CUGCUGUCCCGGCGGCCUCGAACGCCGUCGUCGAAGCCAGGAUGCUGCGGUGCCCGAGGUGCCGGCUGGACCAGCGGAACGCGGAGCGGGAGGGGGUGUUCCCCUACAAGGAGCUCUUCCUCAUAUGGCUCGUCACCCUCUGCUCCACCUUGCCGAUACUGAUGCUGUUUCCGUUCUUGUAUUUCAUGAUAAGGGACCUACAUAUUGCUAGAGAUGAAAAAGAUAUUGGAUUUUAUGCUGGUUUUGUUGGUGCUUCAUUUAUGGCUGGUCGAGCACUCACCGCUGUAAUAUGGGGAAUGGUGGCUGAUAAGCAUGGGCAAAAACAAGUUAUUGUAAUCACACUUGCUGCAAUAGUUAUAUUCAAUACACUUUUUGGACUAAGCUCAACGUAUUGGACGGCAAUAUUAACAAGAGCCCUGCUUGGGCUAUUGUCUGGGAUGCUUGGACCAAUCAAGGCUUACGCGACAGAGGCAUGCCGAAAAGAAUACAAUCAUUUGGGUUUAUCAAUUAUUUCUUCCUCACGCGGCGUAGGCCUCAUUGUUGGACCAGCUAUUGGUGGUUAUCUUGCACAGCCAGCAGAUAAAUAUCCAGGCAUAUUUUCCAAGAAGUCCAUUUUUGGUAGGUUUCCAUAUUUUCUCCCCAGCCUAUCCAUAUCAAUCCUUGCAUUUAUCGCUCUAAUUUCCUGCUUUUGGCUUCAGGAAACUUUGCAUAAACACACCGGAGAUGUUACAGACAAUUCAAUUGAAACUGUAGAAGAUCCUCUUACUAGUACAGAUGCUCAAGAAAAGAGCCAGGGUGGAAGUUGUGGGUUUCUAAAAUUAUUCAAAAAUUGGCCGCUGAUGUCAGCUAUAAUUUUAUAUUCUAUAUUCUCUCUCCAAGAUGUGGCUUACGCAGAGGUAUUUUGCCUUUGGGCUAUCAGUGACAGGAGAUAUGGUGGAUUAAGCUUUUCUACUACAGAUGUGGGCAACGUUCUUGCAAUUUCAGGUCUCUUCCUCAUGUUAUAUCAACUUUUCAUCUAUCCAUCAGUUGCAAAAUUUGUAGCACCCAUCACAUUAGUUCGCAUAACAGCAAUAUUGACUGUACCGCUUCUUUCGAGCUAUGCGAUCAUGCCAGCAAUACUAUCAGGAUUCCCGCUACAUUUGGUAGUAAAUUGUGCAUCUUUUCUGAAGAAUGCUUUCACAGUGAGUGUGAAAUCGUGCUUUUACUAG
Messenger RNA from Panicum virgatum (switchgrass), 1208 nucleotides. Its product is annotated as probable peptide/nitrate transporter At3g43790. Bases 42 to 1208 code for a protein of 388 amino acids. The transcript is spliced from 13 exons. Gene Ontology annotation, biological process: transmembrane transport. Lineage: Eukaryota; Viridiplantae; Streptophyta; Magnoliopsida; Poales; Poaceae. Gene Ontology annotation, molecular function: transmembrane transporter activity. The record is from RefSeq and is a predicted model, not a curated record.